Eimeria acervulina is the source of this 705-nucleotide messenger RNA. Its product is annotated as RNA-binding protein, putative. NCBI's taxonomy places the organism in Eukaryota, Apicomplexa, Conoidasida, Eucoccidiorida, Eimeriidae. The record is from RefSeq and is a predicted model, not a curated record. The transcript has 3 exons. Bases 1 to 705 code for a protein of 234 amino acids.
AUGUCUGCUGGGCUGGUACGAGGAUGGCGCACAGGCUGUUCUCUCCUUCCGAGUCUACAGGUUCGACUCCCCGUAUCAGUGAGGCCUCAGCAACGGCUGUUCAGCACCGUAGCUCCCCCAGGAGAGGCCCCUUCAUUCACCGGCGUUGCUACAGAGGCGUUCCCGUUCCUAAUGCAACGAACAGCUGCUGAAGCAGCGCAGUCUGUCAGCUUUGGCUCUCUCGCCGCCUCUAUGACACGUUCUUGUGAAGGGGUGGUGCGGGUUAUCCACGAUAUGGAUGCCUUCGAGGCUGAGGUGUACAGACAGCCGCCGACGCCUCUUGCGAUCUUCUUCGCUGCCACUUUCAACACCCACAACAAACUGCUGCUUGAACAGUUCAUCGCCUUAGCCCAGUCGUCCAGCCGCAACACUCAUUUCCUCAUAGUGGAUGUGGAUGAAGUGCCGCGCGCUGCCUACCACUGUGGGGUUGAACAUCCGUGCACAUUUGUUAUUCAAUUCAACGGCGACGCCUUCCGCAAACGCAUUACCGACCCUGUUGGCACAAAGACUCCUUCACAGCUCAUUAGCGAGUUUCGCUCUGCGCUGGAUGAAUGUCUCCAUGCAGUGCAGCAGCCAGAGCCGCCGCAGCAGCGCGUGGAGUGGUAUUCCCACAGCAUCCCUGUUGACAACUUGAACGUCUACCGCGUCAACUGGCCCACUGCCUAG